AUGGUCCCGUCGGAGACCUGCAGCAUGUUUCUCUGCCAUGGCCCGCUUUUCAGCGGAAUCGGCAGCCGGAGCACGCCCUCUUCUUUGGCCGCCGUUGACAGUGCUCACCCUCCCCGACUCUUGCUCCCUGUGUCCUGCAAGAUGAGGCAGAGGAAUCUCAGGUUUAUUUGAUGGGCGCUUCAAGUAUUCCUUUAUGUUUUUCUCUUUCACGGUGUUCUUUUUCCUUUUCUUGACUCGUGAGGUUAUUCUUUGAUAUUGCUUCUGCCUAGUCAAUGCGAAAGGCCAUUGGCGUUCUCUUUAUGCAUACUAGAUUAAUUUUCUAUCUUUCCGGCCGUUUGUCCAUUGGUGGAACUCGUACCCGUUUAUUUGACAUGUGACAGAUGGCAUUUCUGAUUCUUCUCUAAUAUGUGGAAGUCAUACCCAUUUUUUAAAUAUGUGAUAGAUGGCUAUUGGACUUGUUUGCAGUCCAUCUUCUUUGAACGUCAUGCCAAGAAGAUUUUCGUACACGAAAAUAUUGUGAUCAUUCUGUCACUUGUCACCAGUUCCACAGAGGGGUUUCCCCAGAAAAACGUGUACUCCUUUGCAUCCCCAACUCAAAUACUUUCAGUUUUUCCCAAAUUAAUUUUUGUCAAAGCACUCCGGUACUGUUUGGAGACACAAUGAUAGAGCCUUUUUUGUUUAGGAUUAUGUUCUUAGUGUGUGAACAGAGAAGGAAAGCUUAUUAACAGGGCUUUCCUCGUGUAAUCCUGUUUUUUAAUUAAGUCGGAUUGCUUUUUUCUUCAGUGAAAAUUUUCAUACACUUUUCAAAAUAUUUCUCUACUAAAAUUUAGUGGAGUUGUGUGAUUCCAUGGAAAAUUAUUGUAUAUUAUGAAUUCGCUUUCCUGUGGUAUGAACUUAUAUUUUUUUUCCCAAUAUUUUUAUGUUGAACGUGUGUUUUAACAGAAUGGGGUCCAGUGGUACCAUCAACAUUUUUGUACAUUUGCAUUCCAAUUUAUAAAUGGUUUAGUUGGAGCACUGUAUAUUUUUUAGUGCUUUUUAUUUUCGAAGUUUGUGAAUAUGAUCAUGAAUUGAGGCAUGUGCAGUUCAAAGGCGAAGAGGCAACAGACUAGAAAGGGUCGUCCUGAUCGCUCACCAUUGAGGGAUGACAUAAUUAAUGGUGAUGCAAGUACGUCGAAAGUUCAAAAUGCUCCUGAUGACUGUGUUUCUAGCUCUCAGUUGGGAACUUCGCUCAGUUCCGUUGUUGCUUCAAGUGCUGGCAUCAACGUGGAUGCUCAAGGAGUUGAUAACAGUUCCUCCCUUGGAGAGAGACAUAUCGUGGUAAUAUUUUGAGUCAAAUGUGUAAAUGUUGCUUUCUAUUUGGUUUCAUAGCUCAAGAGGUAUUAUUUACUGAGAUUAAUCAUUCUCAUGACAUUUGUAUCAAUAAUAAUCUUCAUGUUAAAAGGUUUUCAACUGCUGAUACACUUUCCCCAACACUACUGCCAUAUUUUUCAUGAAACAACUGCAAAAAACAUAAGCUUUUAGAAAUGGAAGCGCUCUACACUACUCUGGAUCUGUUAUUGGACUGUCAAUGUAAAACUGCAGGAUUUUCUAAAAAAAUAUUUGUUGGAUUAGGAAGAGCUUGGUAUCUGAAGAUAUGUUUGUACAUUGUGACUGUUGUGUUCUUUUCUCCCUUUUUUCCAUUUUUCGGGGACUAGUGCUACUUUUUUUAUUUCCACUGCUAGAAUUUCAUGAUAUAAAUAAAUUACAUCUGCUUUUAGUAUCUGUACAGGCUGAGGAAGUUCCUGGGGAAGAGCCGGUUCAAAGAAUAGCUAUUGACGAUUUGACAGCCAUGAUCAAAAAUGCCGAAAAAAGUGGGAAACGUCUCAUCUUUGUUGACAUAAUCAUUUUUGUUACUUUUCUUUCCACUAACCAUUUUAUAACUUCUUUUUUUUAUUAGACAUCCUGCUUCUUAAUCAAGCUCGUAUUAGUGCUCUUGAAGAUCUUGACAACAUUCUCGUUGAGAAGAAAGGUCUGCAUGCCGAAAUUAACAGACUAGAAAUUGAGUUGUCUGAGAUAGGUACACGAAACAAAGUGUCAGUGGAAGAGAAGAUGGACAUGAAUGGUUUUGAAGGUCAGGUUGACGAGGCAAAGGAAGAAAUUUCUUCAGGGAAGAGUUUCAUGAAAAUGGAAAGGAGCAAACAUUUCAAUGCGGAUGGGACAUUCACUGAUAUUGACUUUCUUUCUCUAAAUGAGGAACUCUGUUCUUUAAGAGAAGAAAAUAUGUCUUUGAAGGAUGAUAUAAAUAUACUAAAAAAAAAACUCUCUGAUAUUAAGUCAGCUGAUGAACGUGUACUGUUGAUUGAGGAAAAACACUCUUUCUUGGAGAGUGCUGUUAAAGAACAGGAAUCGGAUGCUACAGAUUCUGUUUCAAAACUUGCAACUCUAGAAAACGAAUGCAGCAAUCUACGGCGAAAGGUAGAAAAUUUGCAGAUGUUGCUUGAUAGUACAACAAAGCAGGCUGAUCAGGUUGCUGAACUCCUUCAGAAAAAUGAAGAGUUGCAGAGGAAAGUUGAAAAAUUAGAAUCAUUUUUAAAGGAAGAAAAUGGAUAUAAAAUUUCACUGGAGAGUACUAAAAAACAUAAUGAGCUUCUGCAACAAAAAGUAGAAAUUCUGGAGGAACGCCUUCAAAUUUCUGAUCAAGAAAUUGACUCUCACAUUGAAUUGUAUCAGGCAUCAGUUAAGGAAUUUCAGGAGACACUCAGUAGCUUAAAAGAAGAAAGUAAGAAAAGGUCCGUUCAAUUAACAUCAGAUGAUAUGCCAUGGAAAUUUUGGAGUCAUUUAUUGUUGACCCUGGAUGGCUGGUUUCUUGAGAAGAAAAUAUCCAUUGAUGAUGCAAAAUUGUUGAGGGAAAUGGCAAGGAAGAGGGAUGUCCGAAUUCGUGAUGCAUACAUUGCAUGUAAAGAUAAAAGUGAUAAUGAAGCUGUGACUAUUCUCCUCAAUUUGACAAAAUCUCUAAAAAGGUCUGUCCUCUAUUUCAUCAUAAAUGUGCUUAUCUACCAAGUGCUAUGCCAUUCAAGCCUUUCAUAUGAUUCUUGAUGUUUAUCAUUCUUAUAGAUUUGACAUGUGAUAUUUUGUAAUCACAGUUCCGGACUUCAUAUUGUUCAUAUUGCCGCAGAGAUGGCACCAGUUGCUAAGGUAUGUUGAGCCUAAAAUUGGUUUUUAUUUUUGUAGGCAUCAAGAUAACUCUCUUUUAAAUGGUGAAGGUUAUUAACUCUUAGAUUCCCCCCUGUUUAUUUUCCAUGACUUGUUACGUACAGAAUGACUUAAUAGAAGUUCCUAGUUGCUCAGCCUUUGUGCAUUCCUUUAGAUUCAAGAAGUUUUUGAUUUACUUUUAAUACAGAAAUCAAAAUAUUAAUUUAUACUUCCAUGUUUUCUACGUUCGUUGGUAUCUGCUUUUUCCAAGAAUGUCAAUAAUAUCUUAUCCCUUGAAAACUGAUGUCCAUUUUGGUAACUUACUUUAUUUUUGUCAAUAAUAACUUUCGUUAAUACAUCAAUCCUGUAGCUUUUUGUUUGCAAGUGAUACCCUGUAAGAGUUGGCUAUAUUUUAAGUUAAACAAUGUUAUGGAUGCACUAGAGCAAGUUUUCGUCCUUGCAGAUUAGGCCACAGACUAACAGCUGUACACUUAGGGUCUGUUGAUCAACAGCCUUGCUGAGAACUUUGCCCCUCACUAGUUCUUGAUUAUUAUCUUGAUCUACUGACUUCGAUUGGGAUCAUCUACAGCAAUUCCAAUUUAAAGUAGAAAAUUUGUCUCCCUUGAAAUUAUGAAAAGAAAAUUUAAAGUUAUUGGGUUUUCCAAAAUGAAUUUUUCUGUUGCAACUGAACGGGGAGGGGAAGAAUGAUGAUAAAAGAAAAAGAAACUGGAAGCUGCUUUGGUGAAAUUGCGAUAUGAUUUGUCGGUGAUUUGGGUUAAUGAAGGGUAAAAUUUCUUAACAAAAGGUCAUCUGAGACCCUUGUCUUUUCAUCUUUUCUUAUUGAAAGUUAUUUAUCCAUUUCCAUGGAAUUCCGAAAAUAGGUCUUCGUUUUACGUUUUUUUUUCCUAAUCAGCGUUUUCCCUAUGUAUCAGAUGAUUGAUUUGGCUGAUCCGAACCAAUGUAAGUUAGGUUUGGGCUAUGAUCCGACCUCAAACUCUAUUUAGAAUUGUUGGUACAGGAUUUUAUGAGAGAAUUUUCCUUCUUUGUUCAUGUGACAAUGUGUGUGAUUAGUUAAGAUUGAAGCCUUUACUAAUGCUACCAUGCUAUUGAGGCUGGGCCAAGAUGAUCAUGCUCUGUUAUUAUAAUGAGGUCUAGCUGUCAGAGAACUGAGGUAACUAGAAAACCAGGAACCAAGAAAAUAUGUUUGAUCGUUUCGCUCAAAAUAAGAUGCAGAUCCAAAUCUCAUAUCCAAAACUAAGCACCUUGUAGAUACUAUAUCCAUUCUGCUCUGAAUCAUCACAUCUAUUGUAGAACAACUUAUGAACACCAUUUUUUUUUAUUUUCGUCAGUUUCUUUGUAACAUCUUGUAACAGGCAAUGCUUUAAAGUUCAAGUGCGAAUUUAUAACUUCUGAUAAGUGGGAAAUUUGCAACUAUUACCAUAUUCUGGUUCUGUGAUUUUUCCAUUUUUUUCUUUCUUCAUUCUUUUUUUUCCCUUUUAGGUUGGAGGUUUGGGUGAUGUUGUUUCUGGUUUAAGUAAGGCGCUUCAGAAAAGAGGUCACCUUGUUGAGAUUAUUCUCCCAAAGUAUGAUUGCAUGAAUCACGAUCUUAUUAGUGAUCUGAAGGUAUGAUAACAAUCACUAAAGGGUUUCUUAGCUGUUUAUAUUUUUUAUUUCAGCUUUUUCUGUUUUUCAAGUAGUUAUCCCUGUGACAUAAUGAUCUUACCAGGAGUCACACGUAAGUAACGAGGGGGUUCGCGCCUGUACGUGUUUAGUGUGGUUUUUGGGGAUAUCAAAUCCUUUUCAAAGAAAUACAAUAAGCUUUUUUUGUAUAAAUAUUAUUUACAUUGACUUGUAAAGGCUAUUUUUCCAGGAACUGGAUAUGACAGUACAUUCUUACUUUGAUGGACAGCAAUUCGGAAACAAAAUCUGGGUUGGGAUUGUUGCAGGUUAAGAUACAGCUUUGUUUAUUUUCGUUUUCUUCAAAAUAUCAUAUGAGUGAUCACUGAUUACAUUUCUUGUGUUGCAGGACUUCCGGUAUAUUUCAUUGAACCUCAUCAUCCAGGGAAAUUUUUCUGGCGAGGGCAAUACUAUGGAGAGCAUGAUGAUUUUAAACGUUUCUCUUUCUUUAGCCGUGCAGCGCUUGAAUUACUUUUUCAAUCCGGAAAGAAACCAGAUAUUAUUCAUUGUCAUGAUUGGCAAACAGCUUUUGUUGUAUGGCCUGCUCAUCAUUUUCACUUCAUGCGCAAUAUGAAUCUUUGUUCUUGUAUGGCCCAUAGUCCUUUCUUUUAAUUCUAUAUAAUUUUUUCUUUUCAGCCACCACUUUACUGGGAUGUUUAUUCAAGCAAGGGUUUCAACUCUGCUAGAAUUUGUUUCACAUGCCAUAAUUUUGAAUAUCAGGGUGUAUCCCCUGCUUCGGAGUUGGCAUCUUGCGGUCUUGAUGUUCAUCACUUGCAUAGACCAGAUAGAAUGCAGGACAAUUCAUCUCAUGAAAGAAUCAAUCCUGUAAAGGUGGGCAAAAUGAAUCUUCAAGAAAAUGGCGUAUGCUAUUUUUUUGGUCAUUGUUUCAGGGUAUUAAACUUUCCUACUUCUUCAGGGUGCAGUUGUGUACUCUAACAUUGUCACGACAGUGUCACCAACUUAUGCUCAAGAGGUUCGGACUGCAGAGGUACAUGUUUUGACGCUUAAAUAGAUGCGUAACCAUGAAGUGGCACAUAUAUUACCUCGUGAUUUUUAUUUUUUGUUAUUUUAUCGUGAGAAGAUUUUGUUUCUGUUCUACCGUCUCUUUUAAGCAAUUGGCCUUCUAGGGAUUCUUUUGAUUUUUAGCUUGCACCAUUUGGAUUCUUUCUGCUAUACUGUCACAAUGGUUUCACAAAAAGCCGAUAUAUCUAUGAGUCUACUUGGGUGUUCCAGCAGUCGGACUAUUUUUCAUUUUAAUGUAUUAGUUUUUAAUCAUUUAGAAUAUGGCCCUAUAUACCCUCUCAAGCCUCUUCAACUGUGAGGUCCAAAAAGGAAGCUGUGGUGCCUCAAUCAUGUAUUUGUUCCCUUCCUCUGAUUCCUCUCUUUCUGCACCUCAUUAGGUCACGUCCCCACAAAUAUACCCUUCCCCAUUUUAGAUGGAGCUGUUCCUUCCAUUGACGGUUGAGAUAGGUUUUAAUAACCUUGUGAAUGGAUAUAGAUAUCUGCUUAUCUCAGCAAAGUGUUUGCUCUGUACCUUGUGAAUGGAUAGGUUUUAGCACCCUUAGUGCACUGAUCUCCAUCCUCGUUGUUCUUUUGUGUCCUCUUUCCUCUCAGCCCUCUUCCUACUUAUUUUGAACUACCUGAUCCUUCCUCUGCGGCUCCACUUCAUCGCUUUGCAUUCUGGUGGUCUCCAACUUCCUAUUAUCAUCACUGCUUCCUAACAUUUACUCAUCUCUCCCUCUCUCUCCAUCUCCAUCUAUCUUCUGCCAGUGACCGCUGCAACCACAGCAGGAGAGAGAGAGAGAGAGAGAGAGGAUGGAGGGAUUGUUUUUAAAAUUGUUGCUACUCCCACCUAUCUUGGUGUGGUAGUGAGGCUAUGUUGACUACGAUGGAUGUUUGCUCCUGCUGACUGUUAAGGAUCUUUUGAACUGUCUAGGCUUAUCUCACAACAUAAGCACCAUCGAUGCCCCCCAUUUCUUUAGAGUUUUAUCUCCGCUGCAUGCUACUCUAAUUUCAAGUCUAUCUCUGCUGCUUCAGCAUUACUCCAAACAUCUUCUCUAGCUUCAUCUUUGGAGUUUACUACUUUGGCCUUCCCUAUCCUUACUUCUGCUGCAUCUAUUUUGUCAACUUCAACUUUGGCCUCUACUGCUCGAAGCUCAGCUUUGAUGCCUAUUACUUUAGCUUUAGCUCUGGUAUACUAUUUACUGUUUUGUCUAUUUUUUAGUUUUCUACAACUUAUCUAGCUAAGUCCAACGAACUAAAUAUAUUUUCUUAGUUUGAUGAUCAUUGAUGAGCCUAUUUGGACAUCACCUAUUUAUUUGUGUAUCUUAAUAGAAUAUCAUUGUCCAAUGUUAUUGUGUCAUUGGGUCAUAUAGGGUAUGGGUCCGGCAGGGCCAUAUUAGGUCUCUUACUGUUUUGCCACUUCGUUCUCUACAUGUAAAUAGGUGAGGAAGGGGCACGAAUUUAACUUGAUUAUCGCUCUUAACAUUCAUCACUAGAAAUUGGAACUAGAUAAUAUCUUUUUUUUAAAAAAAUGAAUCACUAAAGUUCAUAUUAGCAUCCACCACGACAUCAUUUUCUUGCUUUUUGUAUUCUAUUUUAAGUUAAUAAAAGUUUUUUGUAGAAAUUUAUCUGAAGAUAUUAGUAAGGGAAUUGAAGUUACUGCUUUGGAGAUGUCUAUCCUGUAACAAACUGAUAUGUACUUUAGUGGACACGUCUAUCCUUGAUUUUAGUCUGUUUACUGGAGGAAAGUGCCAUAGAGUUGUCAUAAGAUUCUGAUCACUUUUUCGAUGGAUUUCUCUUUCAAGGGAAAUGAAGCUACUAUCAUGGAAAGAUUCAUCAUGCUUUUUAGUUUGUUAGAUCAAUGUUUUUUUUUAUUUGUAACGCUCAUUAUUACUUGUGCCCGAAAAACAGUGCCUAAAAAUAACAAGUUUUUGCUAUCAAAUUUAGCGCUGUACCUUAUAGCGACUUUAUAUUAGCGUUUAAGAUGUACUCCCAAAUUCGAACUAGGUUUAAAAUGUUCAGGUGUUCGUCACAGGGGGGACGAGGACUUCAUGAAACCUUGAACUUUCACUCUAGGAAGUUUGUUGGAAUCCUAAAUGGAAUAGAUACAGAUGCAUGGAAUCCGGCGACCGAUUCUUUUCUCAAAUAUCAAUAUAGUGCUGAUGAUCUCCAAGCCAAGGAAGAGAAUAAAGCAGCCGUAAGAAAGCACCUCGGCCUUUCUUCAGCAAAUGCGUCUCAACCACUGGUAAGCGUUGCCUUAUACCCUGGAUUAGUAUGUAACAUUUGGUUUUCUGAUCCGUUAUUGUACAUUUAUUCUUGAGCCACAUAUUUUCUUACCUUUUUGAAAUGCAAUUGCUCUAAGCAACAAGUUAUCUGCAUCUAUUUGUGUGAGUGCUUUUUUAACAUGCCAUUGAACACAUGGUCUGCUUAAAGUCUCGAGAUUGGUCAUUUUCAUAUGAUAACUAGAUAACUGUUGGUAGGAUUGUCCUUCUUUCUGUCAUAAUCCUUCUAAAAGGACGAAAUUCUUUCAGUUCUGACCUCAACUGUACGUAGAUUUUUUAGGCCACUGCAUAGAUUAGGUGCAGAAGAUAGUUUCACAUUAAACACGAGUGAUAUUAUGGUAAGAAAAAAGUCAUUGGUUACCUUUUCUAUUGAGGAAGCGCCUAUCAUAUAUGCGUCUCCACAAGUCCAUCAGGGUCAUCGAAUUAGAUCUUAUUUGAACUCUUGAUUCAAAAGACAUGUUACAAUCUCUGAUCUAAAAUCUCCUGUAUAAUCCACGGUUUAUUCAACAUAUACCAUAUAUGCAAAGUUGAGUAUGAUGUACCCGUCGAUGUUUCAUGGAGCUCUUUGAGCAUCCUCACAUAAAUGGAUAGUACACCUCAUCUAGUCGAUAUAAUUGGAGGAUCGUAUUGGGGAUGGAAAGUGGAGGUGGGGGCUGGGGUUGCCUUGUUAAUUGGUCACUGCUUGAUACUUUCCCCUCUUUUGAUGGCUUCUUCUUUCCAACAGUAUACAGGACUAUGGUAGAAUACAGAGCUACUAAAAAAAUUCUCUUUCAUGUAUUAAUUUUUCACAUGGACGAUGUGAAAAACUGUCAUUGACAAUAGGGUGAUUGGAAAAUAAUGUGACUUGUCUUCAAUGUGAUCCCUUAUGCCAUUUGAAAUAAGAUGGCUAAUCAGUCUUUUUCAUAAACAGAGUUGCUAAGAGGGUUUCAGUGCGAGAGAGUGGGUUAUGCCAAUCUGUAAUGAGGAAGGACGGUAUUCCUUGAUCCUCUGAGGAUUGAGGUUUUAGUAGGUUCUUCUUCAUUAUCUUGUUGUAGACUUCAAAGAUUUUCUGUGGAAGCUUUUCCCAGAAUCCUCGAUGUAUAAUCUAUUCUAAAUAUUCCAUGAAUAUGUGGUACUAUCCAUGCAGUAUUGUAGUUCUUGUGCUGUUGAAUAAUCUAUAUAUUUGAACUGUGCCAUAGGGUUCUGAUUGGCAAAGGGUUGAUGAUAUUGACAUUUAGAGUUGAUGAGGCCUAGCAAAAGACCUAAAAAGGAUGAAGGAAGACGAAGACAAAGAGGAAAAAGGAAGAAAUAUUCCCUUAUAAGGUGGGGUACGAACUGGAGAGUCGGUCAUCUCUUCCCGCUUCCACCGUCGGUUUUUCUACUCAUGCCUUAGAGUUACAUCGAAAAGACAUUUAGCCCCCGUUUACCCCCAUCUUCUGAAGAAGUACCUGCCGUAGUCCAAUAAAAGGUGAGAAAAGGGAUAUUGUCCGCAGCAAGGGGGAUGGUCCCACCCACUAAAACGGACCGGUCCACAUAAUGAACCAUAGCCUAAUAAGCCAUGCUCAACAAGAGUGUUUAGUAAUUAUUCUAGAGCUGAAUAUUUUAAGUGGCUAACAUCUAAAUAAUGUUUUUUUGCAGAUUUGAUGUGCUUUAGAUGUAUUUUACCUUCAAAUAGCUCAUUUAGUCAUUGAAAAUUUCUCCAAUGGAGUCAAGGGGCUUGAAGUACUCUGACAACAGAACUAUAAUUUUUCCUAACUCAUGAAAAAAAUUAAAAUGCUUUUUCUGCCUGAAACAGAUUACUGAAAAGUUGGGUAGCAUGACUGUUUUACCCUGUUUUGGCUUUCAAUGGAUUGCCCAGUUUAGUGAAACCCAGACUUGGAAGUUUUCCAUGUCAUAACCAUGUCAUAAAUCCAGUUCAAUGGAUUUACCCUGAUUAUUCAUUUCCAUGUCAUAAUGGCAUGCAGGAAGGUGGAUGGUUAAAUGUUAGUUUUAUAUAAUUCUUCAUUUGUUAACCUUAAUUUCCUGAUGUGCAAACAUCAAUGCAUAUGUGUGUUCUGCAGCUUGUAGUUCUGGAUGACUUGGUUACUUAACCAGUAUUUAUUCAAUAAAAAAUAACAUGUAACUUGAUGCCUCGGAUACUUUAGGUCAUUUUAUGAUAAUCUCGUGAAUGUUAAAUUUGUCUUAUUAGAAAGAUUUGCAAUCUGCAAGAAAGUUAGUAAAAUGUUGUUAUUGUCAACUCCUGAAAAUGGCAUGGCUAGUUCGUGUCUAAACUAAUAUGGAAAUCCCAGCAUGAUGUUUUCAAUAUCAUUGCAUCCAUUCGAGAACUAAUGCUCAGCAGCUUAUUGUUUACUAGUAUAAUGCUUUUGGAGUCCUUUAAUAGACCACCUGCCACUUAUUGGCAUGGUUUUAGUUGUUCACUACAUGAAAUGAUUUUUUAAUUUAAAUUCCAAGUGACACAACUUUUUUACUAAUGGCAUUUAUCAUGUUCUUUUGUAUGUUCACUAAUGUUCGUAACUUUCUUUGGAAUUCUGGAGUAGGUUUGUUGCAUUACGAGAUUGGUUCCUCAGAAGGGUGUACAUCUUAUCAGGCAUGCAAUCUAUCAAACUUUGGAGCUAGGGGGGCAAUUUAUACUUCUAGGAUCAAGUCCAGUUACUCACAUUCAAGUAGCUCUCUAAUCCUCAUUGUUGUAAUCAUUCUUAAUUUUGCGACUGAUAGUAUUUUCAGCAAGUAUCAAGUCUUCAAUGUGGGUGAAUAUUUACCGAUUUCAUAUAUUCAUUUCCUAUUUAUAUUGCGUCCAAAAAUGAAUUACUGACAUUAACUAGUGACAUGAAAAUCUAGAAUUCUGUCAUCUUUUCUUGAAUAUUCAUCUAAUGGCGUAUACUUGAUAUCAGAAUUUCAUUCUUUCGGUCAUUUCAGAUAGAUAAGUUUAGCAUUUAAUCACUUAAGUUACGAUGCCAACUUUGUGGGAUCCCUAUGUUUACAAUUGUGCUCAGCUACUAUUUAGUAACUGUACAGAUAUAUUGUAUUGUUUUUAAGAUGCCCACGCGGAUCUAAGUUUAAUGAGGCAGUGAUUCACUUAACAUAAGUUCCACUAUCCAACAUAAUCCAUAAUAUUAUGAAAUUUAUAGUGCAGGGAUUGUAUGCAAUUAGUAUGCCCAUCUGAAUGGAUCAGGCUCUUGUUAGCUCUCGCUUUUUAGCAGCUUCAAUAAUUUAAAUUAGACGUUUUACUCCACGCCUGCAAACUCAAUUGAUUGUUAGUCAUCUCUUGAAGAUUAGACGAUGUGAUCAUUAAAGGAUACUAUUUUUUUUUGAUAAAAAUUUGCGAAUUUCAACUUUGAAUUCAUUCAAACACUCUAAUGUGGAAAAAUCUCUUACAUUUUUCUCCAGCCUUUUCUCCGAAGCCACUGGUAUUUUUUUCAAAGCCUCUAGUUACAGAAAUGCUAGAUAACGGAAUAAACUGAGAAUGUCCCAAAUUCACUCCUCACGGUUUGGUAGACUUUAUGAAAUGAUGGAAAGCACUGCUCCAGAUAGAAAGCACGACUCCCCAAACCAGAUAGUUCACGAUUUGAUGAUGGUGUCCAGCAAAAGUAGGUUGGUCAGAAAUAACUUUGGGUGUGGUAACUGUGCUCCGAAGAGGGGGUGGAGAGCGAGAGAGCGAGGGGAAGAGAGAGAGAGAGAGAGAGAGAGUUUGUUAGAGGGUAGGGACAACCUGAACCUCAAACAACUAUUUUGAGCAAAGAUGAAGGGUGCAGGUGGAUGGUAACUUUAGAUUUAUGUAUAAUGCUUCAUAUUAUAUGUAUGGACUUGUGAGUGAGUAUGCAUAAAAGUGAUGGGACCAAAAAUAGGCCAGGGACAACUGUGUGAAAUGUUUAUGGUGAACGUGAUGGAGCAGAAAUGGGUACAGGAUGGAUAUCACUUUCUGCACUGUUUAUUAAAAAUCAGCGCUGUGACUUCUUUUACCAAAAUGCUGAAAUAUCCACACUCCAUUACAUUUUUUGUGCCUUAUUUUGGUUCUGAAAUGUAUCUUGACACCACUUAUGCAAGAACUAAUUUUGCUCAAAGUCUAGAUAUGUUUCUUUCACGCACUUUUGACUGAAUUUUUUUUUUACUUGAUGAGCUUGAUAAUGUGAUAGAGGAAUCCCUCUAUAGACUGAUAGAGGGAUAUUCCCGGCGUAUUCUUAUAGACUGAUUUUGUGAGCAGCUUCAAAUGCGACGGAAAUAGGCUAAUAUUGGAUCAUUUCUUUUCUCCAGUUGUACAUAGUUGAAGCAUGCUCUCUAGUUCAUCAGCAUGUAGAAUAAUCGGAGUGUGGAUGUCGAAUUGUGGAGGCAUCUUUGCUUCGAGACUUUGAAACUGAAACUUGUAUUAAUGGUAAAAAAGAAAGUUGUGCCGUCAAUUUGCAGUGUUUAUGCUCUUCUAUUCUUUGUGAAAGAUGGAAAAUUUCAAAUUCAAGCUGUUAUUUUGGUAGUGUUUUAUGGGCUUUCUGUAAAGUGACAUAGGAAUACGAUUUUCCUUAUGAUAAUAUUGUCACAGUUCCAUCAAGUGAGAAAGUACCAACCUUUUGAAAGUUGAGUUUACGAAUCUGAGUGGAGUUUCCAUUUGAAGAAUCUAUUUUGGGCUUUCAUUUUGUCCUCAAGAGAGCUGCACUAUGCUGGAUUUUAUUAUUGCCAUAAACUCUUAAUAUAUACUCAGUGUUACACAAGAGUUACAUUUCAAUAAAUGUAUCUCUACAUGUAAUCUUUAGGAUCAAAAUGUAAGUUUAUCACAAAAUUCUCAUGUGAAAGUAAUCUUGUAACCAUCUCUUUUGGUGCUUCGCAAAUAAUUAUUUGAGUUGCAGCACGCAAUGUGUCUUUUAAGUAUCAUCAAUAUUUGGAUUCUGUCUUUCCCGCCUUGUUAUUGUAGAAGGGACUUUUAUAUGUUCUCCUUGAGCAUAUUAUUAUUUCAUCAACUAAUCUUUCUCUCUGAAAUUUUCAACAGAGGGAGUUUGAAGAAAUUUCAAAUCACUUCCAGAACCAUCCUCAUGUUCGGCUGAUAUUAUCUUAUGAUGAUGCGCUUUCCCAUGCUAUUUUUGCCGCAUCAGACAUGUUUGUCAUUCCAUCCAUUUUUGAGCCCUGUGGCCUCACCCAGGUAUUUAUUGUGACGACUUCAAUGAAUUAGCUGAAUCAUAGUUGGCAAUAAACUUGAAGUUCUAUACUCAGUUUCUAAUAUCCCAGAAUAUUUUUUUGUAGAUAUUACAACCUGAGACUUAAUUUAGAUCUCAACCACUAAUUUUAGCAUUUAUGAAUCUGUAGAAGUUAGAUCCUGGGUGUCUAGAAGAGUACCGGGACAGUUAAAAGAAUUUUAAUAAUUUGAAGGAUAGUGAGAAGACACUCACCUAAUGUCAUGGGAAACAACCUAAAUGGCUAGGUGAGUGCCUAGUUAUCAAUUUACACAUUGUUGAUAGUUUGAACGAUUUUCCUUUUUGUGUGCUUCUUUUUAGCUUAAAGGCGUAAUCCACUUUAAAAAAACCUUAAAUAUUUGUCUGUCUCGGGAAGAUGCAUGUGAAAAAGUUAUAAAUAACUUAUUAUUACCAAGCCUAAGGUUUGUUAACUUGCUACUAGUCGCAUUUCUUCGGAGAUGUGAUUGAUUUGUUCAUUGAACUUCAAAUUACUGUGUGGGUGAGUAAAAUCGCACGAAUGCUGCCAAUAUUAAGGCCUAAAAUAAUUGACAUGGUAGGACUCGGUGUCAUUUCUAACACAGUUAUUGUUGGAAAUGGCUUUUGAUCUUGACAGAUGAUCGCAAUGAGAUAUGGUUCUGUGCCCAUUGCGAGGAGAACUGGAGGCCUAAAUGAUAGGCAAGCGAACAUUCUUACCCAUCUGUAGCUGACACCCAUCUUUCUGUACCCGAGUACGACUUACCCACAUCUUCUUCCAGUGUCUUCGAUGUGGACGAUGACGCAAUCCCAGUACAAGUCCGCAAUGGUUUCACCUUUCUUGUACCUGAUGAGCAGGUAGAAUCCACGUUUCAGAUACUAAUUCUCCUAUUCACCCAGUACGAUCUUGACAUGCUACACUCUUCACCAUUGAACAGGGGCUGAGCGGUGCCAUGAAACGAGGAUUCAAGCUUUAUAUGAGAAAUCCUGAUGCCUGGAGAGAUCUUGUCCAGAAGAACAUGGCAAUAGAUUUCAGUUGGGAUUCUUCUUCUGCACAGUACGAACAGCUAUACGAGAACUCCCUCGCCAGAGCACGGAAAUCCAGCCGAGAGAACGAUUCGUGA
Molecule: messenger RNA, 14364 nt
Organism: Spirodela intermedia
Lineage: Eukaryota; Viridiplantae; Streptophyta; Magnoliopsida; Alismatales; Araceae
Source: the annotation of a GenBank genome assembly